Chelonus insularis is the source of this 2203-nucleotide messenger RNA. RefSeq names its product bcl-2-related ovarian killer protein homolog B-like. The transcript is spliced from 5 exons. Gene Ontology annotation, molecular function: protein homodimerization activity; protein heterodimerization activity. The coding region runs from base 1317 to 2174 and encodes 285 amino acids. Gene Ontology annotation, cellular component: mitochondrial outer membrane. Gene Ontology annotation, biological process: extrinsic apoptotic signaling pathway in absence of ligand; intrinsic apoptotic signaling pathway in response to DNA damage; regulation of apoptotic process. The record is from RefSeq and is a predicted model, not a curated record. Lineage: Eukaryota; Metazoa; Arthropoda; Insecta; Hymenoptera; Braconidae.
UCGAAAAAUUAAUAUAUAGACAUAGAUGUUAAUGAUAAAAAAUUGUAUGAUUAGCAUGAAGACAUUUUUAAAUAAAUAGUUAACGAUAUCAUUGCAUAUCAAAAAGAGAUAAAAAUACGUUAUAUAUGUAUGAGUAUAUAACUUUAUGGUCAAAAUCUUUAUUUGUAAAAUAUCAUUUGAGAGAAAAAAAAGAUAUAUUGAACAUGAUUAAUAAGUUAAUGUAAAGAAAUGAGUCGAUCUCGAGCAUAUAAAUACAACGAUAAUAAUCUGUGUAUAAUUGAUCAAUGAUUAAGUAGAAAUAGCCAGUUUUAAUGUGGUAUGCAAAUAGUAUUAUUGCAUUAAAUACAUAUGAUCUUUAUGUUUAUCUGAUGAUAAAAGUAUAUCAUUCAAAUAGUUAAUGAUAGUAUCGAGCAAUUUUAUAAUCAGAUAUAUAUAAAAUAUCACUGAAAGUAUACAUAUAUACACAUAAAAAAUAUAUACUUAUAUAAAAAAUACAUACGCGUGAAAAUAAAAUACAAAAUCAUGAAGGCAAAGUGGAAUUAGUAUGGUGUGAAUGAUAGUCGUGACAUGAAUAAGCUAGUUGCGCUGUUAUGUGUGUUUGUCUGUUACCAAAUACAUAACUGAUAUAAGCGGCCGAAUCAGUAUAUACUUAUUAUACCUGACGACUUCGAUACGCUAUGUUACAAUCAUUAUAUACUGGUAAACUUUUCUCUUCAGUUGAGCGUUAAAAGUCGAAACGUACAGUUGCGAUUUCUCUUUUUUCGAGUGCCAUAUAUCCACAAUUCUAAUUAUAUACCUAAUCGUUUUUUUAAAAUGCUGUAAUCACUGCACGAUUUCUUUAGCUUAUCUUUCUCCAUAUACCAUUUAUUUUAUAUUAUAUUUAUUUAAAUACUGGAUUUAAAGAAUUUUUAAAAAUUAUUACUUUUUUAUUUAAAAUACAUUGUUCCAACAACGAUGGGAAAUUUCACGUGUUAACGAGUGUUUUUCAAAUAAUUGGUAAUCAUGUUCGAGUCCGAAGGUUGAAGAUAACAUUCAUAUUUUAGAGAUAUCAAUGCCGGAAUAAAAGUCUAAGAAGAUAAGCACCUGCAGUAUGUCAUCGAGUAAAGAAAAAAGUCAAUGUCUUGUAAUACGACACAAAACAAUUUAUUGUGUAUUGGAGGCUUCUUUUAUUGUUCAUGAAGGCCAAAUGAUGUUUCAUAAAUUAAAUUCAUGAAAUAACAAUGAUUGAUAUGAAUAUUGGUAUUGUUUGAAAUACGUGUUCAGUUGCUACGUAGAAAAUUCAUGUUAUUGCAGAGGAACAAAAUAAUAAAGUUAUAAUGGUUGGAACUAAUAGUGCAAAUGUAAAUAAACAUAUUGAAGAAAAGUUUCCAUUAAUGAAUACGAAUCAUGCCAAUAGAAGGAGUAGUAUAGCACUUCUGAAUUUACCUACAAAUUUAACAGUAUUUGGAUCCUCUGAUGGAUUACCUUUUCAAGUCGUUGGCUCAGCAAGAAGAAGAUUAAGUAACGUUGGUGAUGUUGUAUCUAAAAAGAUAUCACAUACAAUAGGUUGGAGAUCUGUUUCUGCUUCUAUUGAGCUGGCUGUUAUGCAGGGAUCAGCAUUAUGUGGUCAGUAUAUCAAAAGUCGAUUGAAACGGUCUGGAAUAUUCCAAAAAAAGCUAGGAUUAAAACGAAUGAGAAGUGGUAUAAUGACAUCUGAUAGUACAGUGAUAGCAGAAGUAUAUCCAGUAUUAAUUGCUCUUGGAGCAGAGUUAGAAAAGAUGCAUCCAAAUUUAUUUGUCAAAAUCGCACGUCAAAUUGGUUGUGGUUCUUUUUCUACGGAACAAGCAACAUCUGAAGCAAUCACGGAUGUUUCACGUGAAAUGUUAAGGUCUGGUGAGAUGACUUGGAGCAAAAUAGUAGCUCUGUAUGCCGUUGCUGGAGGCAUAGCUGUUGAUUGUGUCCGUCAAGGAAAACCAGAAUUAAUUGCAACUAUCCAAAGAGCUAUGACUGAAGUUCUCGAAGAAGAUUUAGCAUCAUGGAUACAAGCUAAUGGUGGAUGGAUUGCUUUAAGUACAAGAUGUCGGUCUAUUGAAGAUGAUUCUAUGUGGCAGGAACAAAAUAUUGUAUCACUUACUGUUCUGGUUACAAUUUUUAUUGGCGCUCUAGUAAUACUUAUACGAGUUUUAGUAUUUUAAUCGUCAAUAAUUUCGUCAUCUUUCUUAGU